AUGCAUCGCAUCGAUGAGGCUCUGGUCGACGAGUGGAAACUCCUUCCGGACACAGGGCAGCCACGGAGUCCUGAAGAUGCUGCCCUUUGUCAUCGAUCAGAUGUGUCUUUAGUGGGCCGUUUCAUGACUGGGCACUGCCACUUUGGCAACUUCAGAAUUCCGCAAGAUGAUGAUGAGAUGGUGGAAUGCGUGCUGUGUGGGCAAGUCUAUAAUCGCACACAUUUUCUUUCUGAAUGCGAUCAGGUGGAGGAUUUGCGCUUGAAAUGGCUUAACUCAGAAGGUACUGUUAUUCAAAAUUUGCGCAAUUGGUUUUGGAAUCACUGCGCGAGAUUUGGAGCUUUUAUACGAUCAGUGGGUGAUAGAAUUCGCUUCAUCGAGGCCAGCGAUCCCUUUAGUGAAUAG
Ostreobium quekettii is the source of this 402-nucleotide messenger RNA. The record is from the annotation of a GenBank genome assembly. NCBI's taxonomy places the organism in Eukaryota, Viridiplantae, Chlorophyta, Ulvophyceae, Bryopsidales, Ostreobiaceae.